Molecule: messenger RNA, 686 nt
Organism: Onthophagus taurus
Lineage: Eukaryota; Metazoa; Arthropoda; Insecta; Coleoptera; Scarabaeidae
Source: RefSeq, a predicted model, not a curated record
GUCAUCACCCGUGAAACCGUCCCACCACUAUAUAAAGAAGAUAAAUCCUCGCGAAGACGAUCCAGAACAAGUAGUGAUACAGAAACUACAAGAUGAUAAUCAAAUAUAUUUUAUUCUUCACCUUAGCAGCAGCAACAAUCGCUUUACCUUUAGAUUCUUCGGGCCCUCAAUCAUCAGAAACAGAAAAAAAUGAUGUAAUUACCAGCCCAUCUAUUGAAAAUGAACCUGAAGAUAAUCCUGCAAUUUUAACUUCUGAUGAAAUCUCCAAAAACGACAAUAAUAAAGAUUUAUUACCUUCAGAUGUAACUACCAAUCCAAGUGAUGAAGAAAAAUCAGAUUUAGAUACUGCCAAUACUUUUGGGUUUGGUUACGGAGGUUGGGGUGGAUACAGACCGUAUUUUGGUGGUUAUAGGCCAUAUUAUGGUUAUGGUGGAGGUUGGAGAGGCUAUGGCUACGGAGGAUUUGGUGGCGGUUUUGGAUUUUAUGGAAGGUCGUAUCAUCCGUGGGGUUGGAGGCAUAAUUAUUAUUAUUGAAACAAAUAUUAAUUCGAUUUCAAAAAUAAAUCACAUUCAAUUUUAAAAGACUUGGAUAUUAAAUAAAUGUUUUUCUUUUAAAACGGACCAAAAUGUAUUUGUUAAUCAAAUCGCUACUUACUUCAUAGAAAUAAAUUAAUUAAUAUAAAUAUA